This is a messenger RNA of Pristis pectinata (smalltooth sawfish), 3033 nucleotides long. RefSeq names its product nucleotide-binding oligomerization domain-containing protein 1-like. Lineage: Eukaryota; Metazoa; Chordata; Chondrichthyes; Rhinopristiformes; Pristidae. The record is from RefSeq and is a predicted model, not a curated record. Bases 1 to 2829 code for a protein of 942 amino acids. Gene Ontology annotation, biological process: regulation of apoptotic process. The transcript is spliced from 11 exons.
AUGGAGCAGACUAUGGCUCUUAACAACGGGCUUCCUCGUACCUUGAUCUUCUCACAGUACAUCGGGUUGGAGCUUGUCAAUGGAAUUAAAAACACUGAUUGCAUCCUGGAUAACUUGCUACAUUCUAGUUAUUUCACAUCUGAAGAUGCAGAGUUCAUACAGCAGAGUGUUACUCGGCAUGAAAAGGUGCGUAAAACGCUGGAUAUCAUAAUGGCUAAAGGAGAAGAAUGUGCACAGUACUUUGUAUUUAUUCUGCAUUCUGCCAAAGAAAUUUACUCUGAUGUUCAACCUUGGCUGCAAGAAAUUCAUUACAGCCCACCAGCUCAUUUUCUGAGAAAACCAGUGCUGAUUACAGAUUCAGUCUGUCAGUAUAUUGAGAAGCUCCGAGGUGCAUUGCAACAAGAUACUAGGUUCAUUUCAUUGUACACCCAAAAGGAGGAUAUUCUGUUUGAUGACAUUUACACUGAGACUCUUAUGGAGUUAAUCAAUGCAGUCAAUGAAACCAUAGGAACCAUCUCCCACUUGGAGGAUUUGUUCAGUGACGGUGGAAUCAUUAACAAAGAUGUAGAAACUGUGUUUGUAACUGGUGAUGCUGGAGUGGGAAAGACUAUACUCCUACAGAGACUUCAGAACUUGUGGUCAAAGGGUGAGCUCUGUGCUGACAUUAAGUUCUUCUUCAAGUUUAGAUGCAGACUGUUCAACAGCUUUAAGGAGGAAGACAAGAUCUCUCUGCGAGAUCUUCUGUUCAAGUACAACUGUUACCCUGAUAAGGACACUGAUGAGAUAUUCAGUUACAUCCGACAACAUCCAACCACUGUUCUCUUCACGCUGGAUGGGUUUGAUGAAAUUAAUGUGGACAGUGACCUUAAUGAUAUCCCCGAUGUCUCAUCACCCUUUGAGCCCACGCACCCAAUAGCCCUGCUGUUGAACCUUCUCCGAGGAAAGUUAUUAAAAGGUUCCAAAAAAUUGUUGACAGCGAGGACAGGCACAAACUUACCAUUGAGGAUGGUGAGAAAGAGAGUGACGCUGAAGGGCUUUUCCAAGGAACAUUUGCUGGGUUAUUUGAAGAGGUUUUUCAAAGACAAGGCUGAUCAAACUUUGGUUCUGACCCAGCUGGAGGCAAACCCUCACCUGUGCAGUCUAUGUACAGUACCAUUGUUUUGUUGGAUUAUAUUUAAAUGCUAUGAACACUUUCAGUUCACAAAUAGUUCCCAGCGAUUGUCACAUACAAUUACACUGACUGAUAUCUACCUGGUUAUGGUUGAGGUUUUUCUUAACCAUAAUUCCCAGGACAAUCUACACAGGAGUAGUGACAGAAGCCAGCUAAAUGUGUUCAGAAAGAGGAAAGAAGCUCUAAUGCGGAUCGGUAAAUUAGCCUUAAAAGGCGCCGAGAACAAUGAUUUUGAGCUCAGCCAGGAGAAAGUUGAAGCAGCAAAGAUUUGUGAAGAGGAUUUACAGUUAGGUUUCAUCAAAACUGCAAGUCAAUAUAAUGGAUGUGGGAACCAAUCAACAUAUGAAUAUAUUCACUUAACCAUUCAGUCAUUUUUUGCUGCAUUUUCAUUACUUCUAGAUGAUGAAAUCAGUCCACAGGAGUUUCUGGCAUUGUUUAACUAUGGCAGUGCAUCAACAUCCUCAACUAGCACUAUCAAAAAAUUGGUUUUAGUCUUCCUGAGCCCUAAGAAGCGUUCAUCCAAAAAUGUCCUCAAGCUGUUCAGUGAAUCUCUGCAGUUUAUCAUGCUGUUCCUUUGUGGCUUGUUGUCUGACAAUAAUAUUGAUCUCAUGCAAAGCCUUGCAUCUCCUGUAGCUGUUAAGAAAAAAAAGGCAGUACUAACAUCCUACCUGUUCAGCAGCAUGAAAAUGCAUUUGCAAAGUCUUCCUCGGCUGGACCUUGAAGAUGGCUGCAGGGUACACGUACUACCACGUUUCAUAUGGUUGAUACGCUAUAUAUUUGAAAUGCAGAAUGAAGCAGCAUCCAGAAUGGCAGCCAAAUAUAUCAGUGCUGACUAUAUAAAGCUGAACUAUUGCAAUGUUUCUUCCGUGGAUUGUAGUGCUCUUGCAUUCAUCUUGCAGCAUAUUCAGAAACCCCUGGCAUUAGAGAUGGACAACAAUAACAUCAAUGAUUAUGGUGUGAACCAACUGACCUCCUGUUUUAGUCAGCUGAAGGUCCUCAGGUUGAGUGUGAAUCAAAUCACAGAUCAUGGUGUACAUAUCUUGGUGGAAGAACUCAAGAAGUAUCAGCAGAUCAGAGUACUUGGACUUUACAAAAAUUGCAUAAGUGAUGUUGGUGCGAGGGAUGUUGCCGAUCUGAUUGAAGUUUGUCCCAGUCUCAUUCAUUUGAAAAUGGGAAAAAAUAUGAUUACCCAUAUAGGAGGAACUUACCUGGCUAAAGCAAUACAAAAAAGCAGAACUAUAGAAGACGUGGGGUUCUGGGGAAACCAGUUAGGAGACAGAGGAGCUGAAGCCUUUGCAGAAGCACUAAGAGAUCACCACAGUUUGAAAAAUCUAAGUCUUGUAGCAAACCUGAUUUCAUCAAAGGGCAGCCAACACUUGGCCAAGGCACUCGGUGAGAAUAAGUCACUGAAGAUAUUCUGGUUGACACAAAAUGAGUUGGACGAUGAAGCAGCUGAAAGCUUUGGUGAAAUGCUGAAAGUAAAUGUCUCUUUGGAAAAGUUAUGGUUGAAUGAAAACAAGAUAACAUCCAGAGGAGCUGAACAUCUCUUCCAGUCGCUCAAAGGAAAUACAACAAUAGAUGAGAUUUGUCUAAAGGAUAAUCAAAUUCUGCCAGACGAUGUCCAGCACCUUGUGAAAGACAAACGCAUUGUCAUCUAGAUAGUGCUUGGAAAUUGUUCUCGCCUCUGACUCAGAUGCUCAUUGAUCCAAGCCCACCUCCAGAAACUUCAGCAUAUAAUUGAGAUGAAGGAGUGCUGCUUUGCAGGACGUAAUCUCUUUUAGUUGCCAGAUUAACCAAGGCUCCUUCUGCCUUCACGGAUAUUAUUUCAAGGAUGAGCUGGAAAAACAACAACAUUAUGCUGU